AUGGCAAGAAGUUUGGCUGAAGCAUUUAAACAAUUUGCAACAAAAGCUGAUGGAAAGGAACAAACAACUGCUGAUUUUACAAAGUGGUGCAAAGAUGCAGGAGUUGUCGGAAAAAACUGCAAUUCAAACCAUAUUGAUAUUUCUUUUUCAAAAGCCAAAGCCAAAGGCGCUAGAAAUAUAACGUUUGAAAACUUGGACGCUUUGAUUACAGAAAUGGCUAAAAAGUAUAAAGAUGAUGUCAAAAUGGGUGAGGCGGAAGCUAAAGAAGAUUUAAUCAAUAAAUUGUCGGGAGCAAAAAAAUUGAUGCAUGGCGUAACAGGAACUAUGAAGGUUGGAGGAGUUGAUAGAAUGACAGAUACAACUCUAUACACCGGAGCUCAUAAGGAAAGGUUUGAUGAAGAAGGCAAAGGAAAGGGACUUGCUGGACGUUCUGAUGUUGUUGACAACACUGGCUAUGUAGGAGGUUAUAAGAAUAAAGACACUUAUGACAAAAAAGAAAAAUAA
Molecule: messenger RNA, 504 nt
Organism: Helobdella robusta
Lineage: Eukaryota; Metazoa; Annelida; Clitellata; Rhynchobdellida; Glossiphoniidae
Exons: 3
Coding region: 1-504 (167 amino acids)
Biological process (GO): positive regulation of protein polymerization; microtubule bundle formation; microtubule polymerization
Cellular component (GO): microtubule
Molecular function (GO): tubulin binding
Source: RefSeq, a predicted model, not a curated record